Messenger RNA from Anopheles cruzii, 1288 nucleotides. Its product is annotated as B-cell receptor-associated protein 31. The coding region runs from base 132 to 833 and encodes 233 amino acids. Gene Ontology annotation, biological process: endoplasmic reticulum to Golgi vesicle-mediated transport; intracellular protein transport. Gene Ontology annotation, cellular component: endoplasmic reticulum; endoplasmic reticulum membrane. The transcript has 4 exons. The record is from RefSeq and is a predicted model, not a curated record. Lineage: Eukaryota; Metazoa; Arthropoda; Insecta; Diptera; Culicidae.
CGGGCUGUCAUACGUUAACGGUGCGUUCUGCGGUGACUCAACUGCGUAGUCUACGGAAUUCAGACGAACUGUCGGCGAAUCGCCCGCUUACACGUAUCCAAUAGUGUCGUGAGAAGAAAAAAAGGAACAAAAUGACGCUCGUUUGGGGAAUCAUUGCAUCGUUUCUGUACGUGGAGCUCUUCAUCGUCCUGCUGUUGGUGCUGCCCCUGCGAAGUCCGCAGCAAUGGCACCGGUUCUUCAAGUCCCGCUUCCUGGCCAUGCUGAGCCGGCAGGCCCAGACGUACUUCUAUCUGCUGCUGGCCGUGCUGGUACUGUUUCUUCUGGAAGCCAUUCGCGAGAUGCGCAAAUAUUCGUCCAACGAUCAUACGCACACCGAAACCCACCUGAACGUCGAAAUGCAGCACAGCAUGCGCUUGUUCCGGGCGCAGCGUAAUUUUUACAUCUCGGGCUUCGCCAUCUUCCUGUCGUUGGUGAUCCGCCGCUUGGUGUCGCUGAUCAGUGGACAGGCCGUGCUACUGGCCCAGGCCGAAGCAUCAAUGAAGCAGGCUCAAAGUGCCACCAGUGCCGCCCGCAGCUUGAUGAACCAGCAGAAGGGUGACGAGAAACCGGACACGAAGACAAAGCCGGCGGCAGCGGAUGCACCGAAACCGAAUGUGGAUGAACUGAAGAAAAAGAUCACCGAACUGGAGCAAGAGCUAACCAAGGAGCGGAAGGAUAAGGAGGCCAUGAAGUCACAGUCCGAAAGCCUGAACCGCGAGUACGACCGCUUGACGGAGGAAUACAGCAAGCUGCAGAAAAAGAUCACCGUUUCCAGCCCCGACAAGAGUGACUAAGGACCCGGCGAGAGUCACCCGGUCACCGUUUUCUCCGUACCUCCAUUUCUUCAUUUAGUGUGUAACACGGUUCAUUGAUCGGUUCAUUUUCUCUUUCUGGUGGUUCUUAACGUAAGAAAUGAGUUAAGAAAUAAUCUGUGUCGCGUUUGGUUCAUUAGGAUGUAGGGCUGAAGAUGGUAUUUGCAUUUGGUUACGCACGCACUACGCACGAACAUGGCAGCAGAUUUGGGACUGACUCUAGGCUACAGCAAUGGAUACGACCGGCGGAAAGAGGGCGAAAGAAUUAACGGGAGUCAAACAAAAGGAUAAUUGGGGCGGCGGUUUGGAUAUUUAAUACUUCUCGGACCGGACUCGGAUGGGGUCUUUUCUCUAAUCCAUUUUCCCAGGAUGCUCCAUUAUAAUGACAUCUGAUUUGUACACUAUACUGAACCAGAAUAAACGGAAUAGAAAACCCG